Molecule: messenger RNA, 1970 nt
Organism: Pocillopora verrucosa
Lineage: Eukaryota; Metazoa; Cnidaria; Anthozoa; Scleractinia; Pocilloporidae
Source: RefSeq, a predicted model, not a curated record
UCGUGAAGUGAUGAAGGUUCGUCCGGCCGGAUGAAAUGACCUUCAGCCUUCCGAUGUUAUCUGUGGUUCCUCCAAUGGAUCGCUUGCUUUGGGGUUAACUCCAAAGCUUGUUCAUGGCACAAGGCGGGAAAAGGAAUAACUUUGCUCCUCGUACAACCUGCGUUUCGCCGCUGUGGAAACAUUCGACCUCGAACAAUGUGGUUACGCUAAGAAUGCGACCAUCUCAAACGGCGUUUACUUCAUUAGAUACCUUUAUGGCAGCUCACAGCCCCCGCCGAUUCUGCGAAGCAAGACAGAAAUACAUUUUAAAACCACUUACUGUAGAGAAGAGAAUGGCGGAUACUGGAUAUGCACCUGUCCAGCAGAAAACAAGGAAUAAUUCAAGUGAACCACAGACAAGUAACAAUGUCCAUCAGAGACAGAUGGAUGUAACACAAAGAAGCCCGAAUGGCAACCUACCAACGGACAGCAGCAGUGAGGGGGAGAAUGGCAACCAAAGAGUUUUACCUCUGGGAAAAUGUAAUAUAAACAAUGAAGAUCUUGGAUCCACUGAUUUAUACAGAAGUAGCUUCUUUCGACCAGGACCUAAACUUCCAGUGACAUUCAACCGUAGUGCUUCAUCAAUUCCCACAAUGCCUCACAGCACAAGUGAUCUAAUAGCUAUUGGAACAAUACCCAUAACAACUCAUAGACAGACUCCAGUGAAACCCAUGUCCAGUCUUGUUGAGGCAACUUCCAGUUGGACAGAUCAUCAUCCACUUAUAAAAUCAAAUAAGAAGGAAAAGAUUGAGCUCUUAUCUUCAUCUGAAGAGGAAAUUCAACCUCUACAGAAGUCAAAACCAGGAGGAUUGUGGAAAACAAAGGCAACUUUAAAUCUUAAAGGAUGUAAAUAUCAAGACCCCAUGGUGGGUGCAAGUCCAUCUUUCCAGGGGAGAAUCACAGAAAUGGCACAGCUAGAAGUGGAAACAAUUAGAUUUGAGAAGACAAAAAAAUCAAAAAAGAAGGCUUCAAGCUCCUAGCUGUGAUUGACAUUAAUUACUUUAUAAACUUCUAUUUAAUUGUUAGUUAAAGUUUUAUAAAUUUUAAUUCCAAACAAUAGAUAAAUGUGUUAAUUCAGUUUUUUUUUUUAGUUUAAGACUGUUGUUUUUUUGACAAAACUGAAUACUUCUGCUGUCAUCUUUUCAAGUAAACAGAAGAGAGGAUGGACUUUUUUUUUUAACCACAAUCUUUUUCCCAACAUACAACUAGUACUUUGAAGUACCACUACAUACAUUUAUAUAUGUCUAUGAUUUGGGAGAAGACACAAUGACUUAAAGAUAUAUUUAUGACAAUAUUAUUUAAGCUCCAAGCAUGAUUAAUAUUGUUAAAAAAAACCCUGUGUAAAGAAAGUAAUAUCAUCAAAAAGGAUCAAGUUUGGCAUGCAAGCUAUCUUUACCACUUGCAAAUAUGCUGAUAGCAUGGAGAGUGUGAGAAUCUGUGUGAUGAUAGCGAACUCUAAAGGCCAUUAAGUUAUAAAAACAUCAAGAAUGAGAAUUUUUGUACAAACCACAAGUGUAAGAGUCACCAAGCAAUGCAAUGUAUUCUUGCAAAAUAAGAAUGCUGGAACAAUUAUUUAUUGCUCUUAUACACUCUUAUGAAGGCAUCCAUACAAGAAAAAACUGUGUGUGAGUCAUAACGCUCCUCUUGGAUUUCUGACAUUCUAUCUUGUAUCUAUGUGAGUAAACCAUCGUUGAUGAUGUAAAAGAUAUUCUGCUUCUAAGUAGAAAACCAACUGACUGGAGGAGUGCUAUGGUUCAUUGUAAAUCCACUCCAGAAUCCUGAUAAGAAGGCACUGUUUACACUGGGAUAAACAUUUUAACACCUUGUCUUCAUAACUGUGUAAAGGAAAGUUUGUCCCACAACUAAUUUAAUGUUAACUUAUGUUAUUCUCAUAAACAUCAUUGUUAUUAAAAAUUUUACGAUGGUGAAGA